Messenger RNA from Beauveria bassiana ARSEF 2860, 3378 nucleotides. Its product is annotated as prematurely terminated mRNA decay factor. The transcript has a single exon. The record is from RefSeq and is a predicted model, not a curated record. Lineage: Eukaryota; Fungi; Ascomycota; Sordariomycetes; Hypocreales; Cordycipitaceae. Bases 1 to 3378 code for a protein of 1125 amino acids. Gene Ontology annotation, molecular function: 5'-3' DNA helicase activity.
AUGGCACGUCGCAGCCACACAUCUCGACAAGAUCGGUCUGCCCUGUCCGGACAGAACACGCCCCGUAUCCCACGGCAGACAGAAUCAAAAAGAUGGGACAAGUCACUACAGAGCGCGACGGAGUCUGGUGCUGCCGCGAAGGCAUCCCUCAUCGACUCAUUUCUAUCCAACGUGCGGAAUGUAAAUUUGUUAGACGAGGACAACGUCAACAUUGACAAUUGUCCAGUGCCCAAAAGAUCAGACCCUCCGAAGAACAACUUCGUCAACGAGCAAGCCCGUACCGCGACCCUCGUUGCCGGCGUUGCCUGUGACGCUCGAGCGAUGGCGGUCCAAAGUCUAGGCUGCGGUCAUGUACCAUUUAUGUCCGCCUUGAUCCCCAUCGAAGGCUCUCAGUGGCCGAUUCGACCAAACUCGGACAUGGACAAUUACGGCAUUGAAAGCCACGGACAAUACACCAAGUUCCUCGCCGUGGUGGAGGCACCAAAACUAUCCCAAGACUACGUGCCCGACAUAGGCAAGCAAGUUCAAAUGUACUUUGAUAUGGAAUACAAGUUUGAGAAGAUUCCAGUCACGGAAAUGUGGCCUGAAGACGUUGAAAAGAUCGUCAACGAGUUUUCUCGCGAAUUCCAGGACACAGACGCAGCAUACUCAUACACACUCAACGCUGAUGGCCAGACGAUGGACGAAGUGGUGGCCGCCCAGGACGUUUCAUUGUCGAGAGAAGAACUGGACAAAAUACGCCUCGAUUGCAUCCGCAAAAGAAUGGCCAAGUUGAUUCUGCCAAAUAUCCCCUACGAGCUCACUGACAAGCAACGCAACGGCCUAACGACAGCAGAGGCUCGCAUCGCUCUGGCCGCGGACGCUAUUAAGACUAUCAUCACUGAGCACGACCAGUGCCCCCAAGAGCAACGAGCACUGCUAGAGUCCUGGCUGGAGAAAAACAACACCGUCCAAGCGAAUACAGACGACGUUGACUGGACAGACAUAAAAUGGCAUGGUCGACGCAUUAUCCAAGUUCCCGGUAUCGUAUCUGGUUUUCAAUACUACUUGCUCUCCACCCCUAAGCAUCCCAACUGGCCCCCUGAUCUACAACCCCCUCCCCUUCGUUUUGUCUAUGACAAACCCGAUGUAAACGGCUCAGUGCAGGCUCUUCACGACAGUCUAAAGCUGGUCAUUCGCACAGUCAUCUUCUACCGAGCGAAAGUCGAGGUGCUCAAGUUCAAGGGGCGCGUCUGCCAUACCAUGAACAAUCUCAAAGACGGCUCUCGUGGUUUGCAUUGGUGGCGCUACGCGCUGAAUUUCAACCCCGCGGUCUCGAAGACUAUCAAGGUGAAUCUCCUCUCGGAAUUUCCAGGAAUAGCCGCCGGGUUGGCCAAUGGAAGAUUCCGCGGUGAGCACGCCCAGGCAGCCAGAGCUUUAGAGUUCUCAAACGCCGGCAAGUUUAUCCUGCAAGGCGGCCCGGGAGCGGGGAAAUCAGCCUUUAUACAGACAUGUUUGACCACAGCGUUGGAAAAGGACACCGUCCUGAACGGCAUUUCCAAGCGCACGACGGCGGUAUACACGACAAGUACAAACGCCAUGGUCAAUAACGCCUACACAGUCUUUGCGGAAAGAAAUCCCAAUCGACGCGCCGCACGUGCCUUUAUGUUUCGAGAAGAAGUACUCGCCGUUCUGCUUUAUGAGAAUAUGCACAGAAAUGAAGCACAAGAAGACACGGAACAGAACACGUCGUCCGCUCCCCGCCAUCAAGCUAUAAGUGUCUUCCGCCAACACGUGGAAAACAUCACUCAGAGCAACCGAGAAUUAUACUCCCCUCGACAACACGAACACAGCCUAGCCGCUAUAGCUAUCCAACGUAUUAUCGCGGACCCAAACUCAUUCAUCUCCCAUUGCUGGCCUAUGCGCACCGAAGACCCGGAUUCAUGGAAGGCCUUGAAAAAGACGCUCCUGGAACGUAUCAAAGAGUUGCUCAAGGCAAUUAUCUUGGAAUUGGACGUCAUUUUUUGCACUCCCCAUACCGCUAAGGAUCUAAAGAACAACUGUCAGGAUUGGAAUCCCACUCUUGUCAUCAUCGAUAAAGCCGGGCUCCUCACGGAGACACAACUGCUCGUGCCCAUCUCUUGCUGGCCGCACGCCGCAACGCUGAUAGUCGGAGACCCGAAUCAGCUCCGUCCAAUUGUCCCCAGCUAUAGGAAAAAGCUGCGUUGCGAGACGCUGGCUGAGAAAGAGGACGACGUAAAGGUCUUUGAGUUUGACGACCUGGUCAGCGAACAGCGACGCUACCCCAUAUUGGCCCGCGCGCAGGCGCUGCAUGGUGUCGACUUUACCCUGCGAGAGAACCACCGCGUCUACGGCAGCGCAGGCGAAUACAUGUCUCGUAACAUGUUCAACGGUAGCAUGGUGUGCACACACCUCGGAGACCGGGCUGCCUCUGCAUCCUUGUCUGAGUACGUGAACGAAAACCUCGAGGCCUCUAAAAACCUUGUGUGGUUCGAUUUGGACGGAGCAGUCGAGACCGCGGCUGGCACCUCGUACGUCAACACGGCACAAGCCAGAUUCUGCGUCGAGCUCGCACUUCAGUUUUGUCGCGAGUGUGAUUUUCCCCUUGUGACAGACUGGCUAGCUUGGAAGAACGGGAAGCUCGAAAAAAAGGGCAUCCGUCGUGGUCGCGUCUUGAUCAUCUGCAUGUACGCUCAGCAACGGGAGCUCAUUUUAUCCAUGCUCCAACAAGUUCCCACACACGAGUACGAUUUGUCACACAUCGAGGUACGCAGUGUCGACCAAUGCUUGGGCCACUACAGAGAAGUCGUCAUCAUGUCCAUCGGACGCUCGGCCGGAGCUGGCCACACCAGGGACAUUAAACGUUCCAACGUCGCCCUGACGAGACAUAUCUUAUUCCUCGCUACAGUUUCCUCUUCUGAAGUGGGCGACAAGCUCGGGAACAACCUAAAACGCUACCGCCAGUACCACGACAAGCACAACCUGCGGAAGCAGAUCAAGGGAUGGCACUUGUGGUGCGAAAAGUGUUGCCAGCACGGGCACUCCCAAGAACGCUGUGGUGAGACUCUAGUCUGCGGCUUUUGCAGGGGACCACAUGCAGGACGCAACUGCACCAAAGUUCCCCGGGAUAAGGCGACAGUGGCCGACGAGAGAUGGACAGAGGGUGCCACCGAUAAUUGCUGGCCUCCCGCCACUGAAGCUGUCGUCACCGCUCCCGCAGCGCUCACCUUGGAAGACGGCAAUAAACGUCUGGUAAUCCUCGACAAUCUUCAGCGUUCAGUCCUGUACAAGUCAGACGCAGCUCAGAAAGGCAAACAACCAAAGGUCAUCGUUUGCCCUACCCGCAGCAUCGUCCAAAGCCAACGAAGGGCCAACUAG